This is a messenger RNA of Phytophthora nicotianae INRA-310, 831 nucleotides long. RefSeq lists its product as hypothetical. Gene Ontology annotation, biological process: chitin catabolic process; carbohydrate metabolic process. Lineage: Eukaryota; Oomycota; Peronosporomycetes; Peronosporales; Peronosporaceae. Gene Ontology annotation, molecular function: chitin binding; chitinase activity. The record is from RefSeq and is a predicted model, not a curated record. Gene Ontology annotation, cellular component: extracellular region. The annotation marks the transcript as partial. The transcript has a single exon.
UCGUCUUCGGCUUCGCACUCGUCUCUGACGGGGUUAUUGUGCCGACGUUCCAGUCCUCCGAUGCGACUAUCUCGGAGUGUGUAGAGAAGCUUCAUGAACGGUGUAUUCUUGCAAUGGGCAGUAUCGGAGGAUCGACCAACAAUGAGAACAUGUCAGCGGUUAGGAACUCCACGCUGUUUGCUGAGUCUGCCGUGGUUUUGAUGACUAAAUUCGGAUUUGACGGACUGGAUCUCGAUGACGAGACUGUAGGAGCGGAGUUCAGUGCUGAUCGAAUGGUGGGGAUGUUGAAAGCUACACGAGAAGCGCUGGAUGCUUCAGGUAGCACCUCGGCUCUACUGACAUAUGAUGCGUACUUCUAUGAGGGUGACACGUCGGUCUGUUCAGCGGCGGACAGAGCAGCGUACUCGAGGUGCUUCCCGUCUGAAGUGCUGGACUACGUGGACUGGGUCAACAUUAUGGCAUAUAACGUCAACCUGGACAAUGACACUGCUGCAGCGAUAUAUGCCGCUGCUGAGAGCACCACAUUCGCUGCGUGGGGAACUCAAUUUGGUGGGAACUACUCGUUGGCUACGAUCGGUCUGUGCGUGGGAGGAGGGUGCGCUUACGGACCCGGACCAAACGCUACGGUUAUUGCAGAAUGGGAAGCGUUUGGCCGCCAAGAAGGGCAUGGAGGUAUGAUGAUUUACUCAGCAUCAGCAGAAGUGGGUGGCGAUUAUCCUGUUACUCGUAGCAUCGUCAGUACGACGGCAUGAGAAAAAAAGCAUUCAGCUUGUCAAAGCGAAGUAUUGGAGAAACCACAUACGUAAAAAAAUAUCGUACAUUGUUGCAUUA